Messenger RNA from Manduca sexta (tobacco hornworm), 1987 nucleotides. Its product is annotated as esterase FE4. The coding region runs from base 152 to 1708 and encodes 518 amino acids. The transcript is spliced from 3 exons. The record is from RefSeq and is a predicted model, not a curated record. NCBI's taxonomy places the organism in Eukaryota, Metazoa, Arthropoda, Insecta, Lepidoptera, Sphingidae.
GGCGUGGCAAUUAAUCUGUGGAUCCUACCUGGGUACAGGUAUUUUUUUUGUUUAAAGUUCUCGUUUUCAUAUAAUACAAAUCACGCUCCAAGUAUACCGUGAGAACAUAAUGUCCCAACAUCUCAAAAUAAUUUGUAUGUAGCGUGAACUUAUGUUCUCUUCGCAAACACAUCGAUCUAUACUUAACGUAGAGACCUGGAUCAGAUGGUGCGCAAUUUGCAGUUCGCAACCGACAAGCUCGGCACCCCAGCCAGUUAAGCCAUGGGAAGGAAUAAAAGACGUGACAAACGAAUGCAAUAUUUGCCCUCAAUUUGACAUAGAAACUGGUACUGUGAUUGGAAACGAAGAUUGUUUGUUUUUGAACGUAUACUCUCCAAAGCUACCUGAAAAUAAUAAACCACUGCUUCCAGUUAUGGUUUAUGUACACGGUGGGGGGUUCCUCAUCGGGCAUGGUACUGAUGCGACAACUGAAGGACCAGAUUUCCUAGUGCAAAGAGACGUCGUGGUCGUCAGUAUAAAUUACCGACUCGGUGUGCUUGGUUUCGUCACUCUCAAUCGUAAAGAAGCCGCAGGAAAUAUGGGCUUGAAAGAUCAAGUUCAAGCCCUUAAAUGGGUACAAAAAAACAUUGCUAAGUUUGGCGGAGAUCCGAAUAAUGUCACUAUCUUUGGAAUAAGCGCCGGAGGUGCGUCCGUCGAGUACCUACUGUUAUCUCCCACAGCACGAGGACUGUUUCAUAAAUCGAUUAUACAAUCAGGUUCCUCAUUGAAUCAAUGGGCACAAAAAGAUAGGAAUAAAAUAAAAGCAAACGCGUAUAGAAUAGCGAAGGUAGCCGGGAAAGACAUAACAAAUGACGAUCAAUUACUAGAUUACCUAAAGAAAUUACCUGUUGAGGAAUUAAUUAAGUUAUCAAUGAGUGUAAUACAAACUGAUACAUUUAAAGGAGGUAUCAAUUUCACUUUCGUUCCGUGUGUGGAAGAGGAAGGCGACUGGGAACCGUUUAUAAGCAAGUCUACUUAUAAAAUUAUUUCCGAAGGCGAAUUUACGAAGGUUCCGGUGAUGGUUGGAUUUUGCGAACGCGAAGGUCUCUUACAAGUAUCAAACGCCCCGAAAAUUCUCGAAAAAUUGACUAAAGAACAUAAUUUUUUGGAUUAUUUUCCUUUUGACAUUAGUGCAAAAGAGCAAAAGGACAUGGAAGCAAGGUUAAAGAAUAUUUAUCUAGAAAUAGAAAAUUAUAGCGGAGAAAAAGAUACUUUCGCGAUAGAUUUCUUCUCAGAUGUAGAUUUUUGUGGUGGUGUGUAUGUUGCUGCUAGUUGUAUGGCGAAAUAUAAUUCACCAACAUAUUUCUACGAGUUCUGCUACGAUGGUAAUCUGAAUUAUCUAAAGACUGCUUAUGGUAUUAAUCGUGCUGGAGCCACCCAUGGCGACGAUGGUGGUUAUCUGCUGAAAAGCAGUAAAUUGACAAAAGAGUUAAAUGACACCGAUGUUUUCGUACAAAACUGUAUGCUGUCAAUGUGGACUAACUUUGCUAAAUUUGGAAACCCUACUCCAGAAUCGGACAAUUCUACUCCAAUCAAAUGGCAACCUAUGUCUGAAGAUGGAGAAAGCUAUUUGGUCAUAGACAAAACUUUGUCAAUCAGGAAAAAAUUAAGCCCACAAAGAAUGAAGAUUUAUGAAGAACUCUACAAAAAAGAAGAUGAAGCUUCAUAAAGGCAGCCGUAAAUACAAAAGUUAUAAGAAAUUUAAAGUGUCCGAUUAUUAUUCAAAUGUGUAAUAUUUAAAUUAUUAAAUCUUGAUAGAAAUUUGUAUUGAUUGUAUUAAAAAAAAAAUGAAAUUAUCUAUGGUUUUACAUUUGUUCUUCGUAAUGGGAUGGGAGGUGAGCCUAUCGUCAUAUCGGGCACAAAUUCCAGACUUUGGCCUGAUAGUAAGUAAAAAACCCAAAUAACACUAGCCUACCGAAGCAGUCAGUAUUUACGGUGCUUCUAAAUA